Molecule: messenger RNA, 1432 nt
Organism: Vanrija pseudolonga
Lineage: Eukaryota; Fungi; Basidiomycota; Tremellomycetes; Trichosporonales; Trichosporonaceae
Exons: 6
Coding region: 205-1320 (371 amino acids)
Source: RefSeq, a predicted model, not a curated record
CUCUACAUAUCAUUGCAUCAGUCAUGUUCGCGGCCACUCCCGGCUGCAUGUGAGCAUGCGAGCCCUCGCACCAACACGGCGUCCCACCCUGACGCCCUUGGCGGACGGCGGCGAAACCUUGGCACAACCUGCCUGGCCGGCUGGCACCGGCCCAAGAGUGCCCGAGUCGCGCCGAGAGGGUCCGAGUGGCGGCGGACAACGGCGAUGGACGCCACGGCGCCGAGGCGUCAAGAGCCGCAGAGGGGACACUGGCGUCGUGAGAAAUGCACGUCUCUUCCCCUCCCCACUGGCCAAGCAAAGAGAGAGAUCCAACGCCCACGCCCCGUGCACUCGACACAGUUGACAUUACUUCUUUAUCAUAUCAGCUCAGAGCAUAACAACAACAACAACAACAACAACAGCACCAUGAAGGUCCUCGUCCUCGGCGCCACGGGCUUUAUCGGCCUCCCGGUCGCCCUCACCCUCUCGCGCGCCGGCCACGUCGUGUACGGCACCACGCGUGACGCCAAGGCUGCGCGCAAGCUGCUCGCGCAGAACGAGAUCCACCCCCUGCUGGUCACGCUCGCGACCGAGCGCGGCGAUAGCGUGUGGGGCAAGAUUGCGUCCGAGGUGGACGUUGUCAUCGACACGAUCCGCUCGUUCGACGCUGAAGGCCCGCUCAAGUCGUUCCGCCUCGUCGAGGCCCUCGCGACCCGCGGCGGGCCCGCACAGAAGAUCACGUACAUCUACACGGGCAGCGUGGCCGAGGACGCGCCGUGGCGGUGGGAUGUGGAGAAGGAGAUUUUGGCCAGCGACAAGGUCAACGGCAUCGUCAUCCGCCCCGGUGUCCUCUACGGCCGCAGCGGCGCGACCCUCGAGCCGUUCCUCCUCGCGCCGGCCUACGACGCGGGCAAGGCAGGCACCGAGUUCGAGACGAUUGGGUACCCCGAGACGCGGCUGUCCUUGAUCCACCAGGAUGAUCUGGCCGAGCUGUUCCUGCGCGUUGCUGAGCGGGGCCCCCUCCUCAAGGGCCAGGCAUUCACAGCCGCCAACGCCCAGUCUGAGCGCUGGGUCGACAUCCUCGACGCCGUGCAGCGCGUGUCGGGCGCAAAGGGAUACCGCCUGCGUGCGCCGUCGCCAGAUAUGCCUGUCGAGCAGACUUGGGCGACCGCCGCCAACCUCCGACCCAGCCUCGCCCUCUCCCUCACCGGCUGGGUGCCGCGCAAGCCCGGACUCGUGGACGGCAUCGAGUCGUACUGGGUCGCCUUUGUGGCGCACUACGAGGGCCGCAAGACGAUUGCCGCGUGGGAGCUGCCUGGCGUGACCCGCCCAAGGACGUAGAGGUAGACCCCACCUGGUCGCUAGAGGUUGACUUGAGCACCUCCCCCUCCCUCCCCCACCCACAGCUAGUCAGUCACAUGUACAUUAUGCAAGCUCGUACACUCGUACAACA